Psylliodes chrysocephalus is the source of this 634-nucleotide messenger RNA. Lineage: Eukaryota; Metazoa; Arthropoda; Insecta; Coleoptera; Chrysomelidae. The record is from the annotation of a GenBank genome assembly.
UUUUACAUUUGUGUUGUGGUUGUGACAUUGUGAUUUGUUGAGAAUUUUGUGAAAUAGCAACUUUUAUUAAUUAUAAAAAAUAAUCAAUUAUAAAAACACAAAAGGCAGCAGUGUUUUCAAGCAUAUAAUAAAAUAAAAAAUUUAAAAUGGCUUUGGCUAUGCAAAGAAAGGCCAAUGUGCGUCUACCACCAGAAAUUAACAGAAUUCUCUAUGUGAGAAACUUACCUUACAAAAUAACUGGAGAAGAAAUGUACGAUAUAUUUGGUAAAUACGGAGCAAUUCGACAAAUUCGAGUAGGGAAUACUCCUGAAACUCGUGGAACAGCAUUUGUUGUAUUCGAAGAUAUUUUUGAUGCUAAGAAUGCUUGUGAUCACCUAUCAGGAUUCAACGUCUGUAAUCGAUAUCUCGUCGUUUUAUAUUACCAAGCAAACAAGGCUUUCAAGAAAACCGACAUUGACAAAAAACAAGAAGAAAUUGACAAAAUGAAAUCAAAAUAUGGUAUCAGUACUUAAAAAUGCAUAGUUUUUUCAUAGAAGUGGUGUUUUACACUAUAGACUAUUGAUAACCUUGAUCUAAGCAUUUAUGAAGAUUUAUGUAUUAAUUUUAUAAAUUUGGAUUAAAAUAUAUUUAUUGU